AUGGCAAAACCAAUACUAUUCUUUCUGUCUUUUUUUCUUCUGUCUGUUUUCUAUACAUCCUUAGCAGCACCAUCUGCAUCAGAUUCUUUAUAUACCAAUUUCCUUAACUGCCUCAAACAAAACAACACAGAUCCAUCUAUCUCCGACAUUGUUUUCCCACAAUCAAACCCUUCAUUUUCCACUGUCCUUCAAAACUACAUCCGUAAUGCACGUUUCAACACUUCCUCAACUUCCAAACCUUUAAUCAUUGUUACUCCAAAACAACCCUCACAUGUUCAAUCCACUGUUAUUUGCGCCAAAGAAACCAACGUUCAAAUCAAAAUCAGAAGCGGUGGACACGAUUAUGAGGGUAUUUCUUAUAUCUCAAAUGAAUCACCCUUUAUCGUCCUUGACAUGUUCAACCUAAGAACAAUCAAUGUUGAUAUAGAAAACGAGGUUGCUUAUGUUCAAGCCGGUGCUACACUCGGUGAACUUUAUUACGGUAUUUAUGAAAAGAGUAAGGUUCAUGGCUUUCCUGCCGGUGUUGGUCCAACUGUUGGUGUUGGUGGUCACUUCAGUGGUGGAGGGUAUGGUACCAUGUUGAGAAAAUAUGGUUUAUCUGUUGAUAAUAUCAUUGAUGCUGAAAUUGUUGAUGUUAAGGGAAGCCUUUUGAAUAGGAAAUCAAUGGGAGAAGAUCUGUUUUGGGCUAUAAGAGGUGGUGGUGGUGCUAGUUUUGGUGUUGUUUUAUCUUAUACGGUUAAACUAGUAGGGGUUCCUGAAACUGUUACUGUUUUUCGUAUUGAGAAAUCUUUGGAUCAAAAUGCCACCGAUCUCGUUGUUGAAUGGCAACAAGUUGCUCCGACUAUUGAUGAUAGGCUUUUCAUGAGGCUUCUUUUGCAGCCUAUAACUUCCAAGACUGUCAAAGACACAAAAACUGUUAGAGCUUCUGUUGUUGCUUUGUUCCUCGGAGGCGCCGAGGAAGUAGUGGAAAUUCUAGGUAAAGAAUUUCCACUUCUAGGAUUGAAAAAAGAAGAUUGUAUUGAAAUGAGUUGGAUUAACUCUGUUAUUUGGUACAAUGAUGAUGAAGAAUUCAAAAACGGUGCGAAACCGGAAAGUCUUUUGGAUAGGAAUCUAAAUUCGGCGAGUUUCGGGAAGAGAAAAUCUGAUUAUGUUCAGAAAGCUAUACCAAAAGAUGCAUUGGAAUUGAUAUGGAAAAAGAUGAUUGAGUUGGGAAAAGUUGGAUUUGUUUUCAACCCUUAUGGUGGAAAAAUGGCUGAGAUUCCGGCCGACGCAACGCCUUUUCCUCACCGUGCCGGGAACUUAUUCAAAAUUCAGUUUUCAGUGAAUUGGAAGGAACCAACACCUAAUGCUACAUUGGAGUAUUUGAAUCAAGCGAAGAGCCUGUAUAGUUUUAUGGAACCUUAUGUGUCAAAGAAUCCAAGAAGUGCUUUUUUAAAUUAUAGAGAUCUUGAUAUUGGGAUUAAUAGUUUUGGUAAGGAUAGUUAUGAAGAAGGUAAAGUUUAUGGUGCUAAGUUUUUUAAUAAUAAUUUUGAUAGGUUGGUUAAGAUUAAGAGUGCCGUUGAUCCUGAUAAUUUCUUCAGGAAUGAGCAGAGUAUUCCUGUUCUAGCAGAAAAGGCUUAG
This is a messenger RNA of Lathyrus sativus (Indian pea), 1620 nucleotides long. The record is from the annotation of a GenBank genome assembly. Lineage: Eukaryota; Viridiplantae; Streptophyta; Magnoliopsida; Fabales; Fabaceae.